GGAGAAACCGGUGGACUGCUAGCGGGUGUGCGCCAUCGUUGCAAGAUGGCGGACCUCCUCGGAUCGAUCUUAAACUCGAUGGAGAAACCUCCGACAGUCGGAGACCAGGAGAGCCGGCGAAAGGCUCGAGAGCAAGCUGCAAGACUAAAGAAGAUGGAAGAAUUGGAGAAAAGAAAGAAAGCGGAGUUCAGGAAGAAGAUGGAGAAGGAGGUGUCUGAUUUCAUCCAAGACAGUUCUCAGCAAAAGAGAAAAUACAACCCCAUGGGAAAGAUCGAAAGGAGUAUCCUGCACGACGUCGCAGAAGUGGCGGGUCUGACUUCGUUUUCCUUCGGCGAGGACGAGGAGAGCCGCUACGUCAUGCUGUUUAAAAAGGAGUUUGCUCCGUCCGACGAAGAGCUGGAGGCGUACCGCAAAGGACAGGAGUGGGAUCCCCAGCUGGCAGAGCAGCGGCGCAGACUCAAAGAGCAGGCUGCGUUAGAAGAGGCAGCGUCCGCUCAGACGGAAAAGACGCAGGCGUGUCCCAACUCCAACUACAGAGACAAGUACAGCCACCUGAUCGGCACGUCAGCCGCGAAGGACGCAGCCCACACGCUGGAGGCUAACCGGACGUACGGCUGUGUGCCGGUGGCCAACAAGAGAGACACUCGCUCCAUCGAGGAAGCCAUGAAUGAAAUCCGAGCGAAGAAACGGCAGAAGCGCGAGGACGAGACGGGGGCACAGAGCAGCAGCUCCUGAGUUUCCCCUGCUGCUCUGUGUGUGUGUGUGUGUGUGUGUGUGUGUGUGUGUGUGUGUGUGUUACUUUGUGUGCACAGUCUGAUUCAUCUGUCGAUGCAGUUUCCUGUACUUCAGAUAUUUUAAAGUAUAACUUAUAGACCGGCAGGCUUUUAAUCUGUAUGAACGGGACUGUGACAUGAAAGCUUGCUCAGUGGAGGACGUUCAGGUGUGUCUGAUCCAGAAGGCAGACUGUUACUAAUCACCUUUCUUUUUUUUUUUUUAUUAAACGUCUGCUCGUCACAUGGGGGGGUCACUCGUUCAGAUUCACAUGCCAUUCUAGACCCUAGCAGUAUGACUACGUUUUUUUUCUGGAAAAAGUCUUGGCAUUCAAAAAAAAAAAAAAAAAAAAAAAAGGCAAUACCCGAUUUUUAAUUGAAAUGUUUGUUGGUUAGUUAUAAUGUUGUUGCAGCUGCGUAUUUACAGUUGUAAGGAAACGUUUUUAUUAUCAGAAAUAAUGCUGAUUUUUGUACCUUGACUGUGUUUUAGGAUGUUGCAGCUGCAAAAGUUCCCACCUGUAGUGUUUGAAAAUCCCCUGUACAGCGUUUCUUUGUUAACAAAAAAACCUUUUAGCUCUAUUUGUUCACCGUCUGUUUUAGCGUCAACCUCGUCGAUUUGUCCAUCACAGGAGAAAGCCAGUUUUUUUAAAAGAGAAACACUUUAUCUGACUUUUUAAUUGUGAUUUUUUUUUUUUUUUGAUCUGCACUGACUUAAGUGUGAAUGUUUUUUUUUUUUUUUUUUUUUUAUUAUUUUAAGCCAAACAAAAGGGGGCUUACCACUAAAAUGGAGUGAAGGUACAAACUUCUUCUAGCUUUAAUAAAAUCUAUCCAAUGUCAUUUUUGUCAUAGACAAUGAACGGAGGAGGAGUGACUUGGUGUCAUUAUGUCUUUUUAAACAGGAUAACCUUGUUUUAUUUCCAUGUGUGUUAAUAAAUGCUGCUCGGGAUCAUG
Fundulus heteroclitus (mummichog) is the source of this 1721-nucleotide messenger RNA. It is a transcript of the gene spag7, whose product is annotated as sperm associated antigen 7. The record is from RefSeq and is a predicted model, not a curated record. The coding region runs from base 46 to 735 and encodes 229 amino acids. NCBI's taxonomy places the organism in Eukaryota, Metazoa, Chordata, Actinopteri, Cyprinodontiformes, Fundulidae. Gene Ontology annotation, molecular function: nucleic acid binding. The transcript is spliced from 7 exons.